AUGGAGGUUCUCUACAUCAACUCCUCCAACUCCUCUUUGCUCUUCCUUUCUCACAGUCCCAUCAACUACACCACAGAGGAGACAGUGUACAAGCACUGCAAAGACAUGCCCACUGCACUUAUUUGGUACCUCUGCUUACAGUUCAUCAACAUGUUUGUGGGCAUCCCGGCCAACAUGAUGGUUUUGUGGCUGAUCCAUAAGAACAGCAGGAACUCAUCCACCUCCGAUAUCUUCAUCCUUCAUCUGGCAGUCUUAGAUAUGUUGUUCUGUCUGAUACCGCCGCUGGAGUUGGCCAACAUAGUCUUCCUGACGACCAGCAGCACCUGGUACAUUCUACGCUUCUUCUACGGCAUUAAAGAUGCCUCUCCACUCUUUCUGUCCUGCAUCUGCUUGGAUCGCUACAUGGCCGUGAUCCACCCCAUCAUCUUCACUGAGCUCAAGGAUCGGCAACAUCGAGCCGUCCUCGCCAUCUUAGUCUGGCUGGUCACACUGGGAUACGCUGCUGGGAAAUGCGUGGACAACAUAGCCAACUUUGACAAGGUCUUCACCUGUAUGAUCCUGGCAGCAUUUGUCUUCAUGGUGUUCUGCAACAUUUCUAUCCUCUGGUUGCUCCGGCAGUCGGGGCCCAGCAGAGAUGAGAUGCACCCCGUGAAGAAGAGAGCCUUUAAGAUGGUUCUCAUCAUUUUGACUAUCAUUGUGUUCAACUAUUUCCCACCUGUUGCACUGUUCCCCUUCCAGCACUACUUCUCUCCCAAGGUAUUUGUCUGCUACAUUCACUACAUUGCAUUUGGAUUGAUGGACUUCAGCAGCAGCAUUCAGCCCCUGCUCUACCUCUCCAGGGAGAAGCCCUCGUGGUGCCUCAGCUGCUGCUGCACCAAAACCGUUCAACAACAGCAGAGCCGCUCGACAUCAGUAGAGCCAUAA
Thalassophryne amazonica is the source of this 924-nucleotide messenger RNA. It is a transcript of the gene hcar2, whose product is annotated as proteinase-activated receptor 3. Lineage: Eukaryota; Metazoa; Chordata; Actinopteri; Batrachoidiformes; Batrachoididae. The record is from RefSeq and is a predicted model, not a curated record. Gene Ontology annotation, cellular component: membrane. Gene Ontology annotation, biological process: positive regulation of Rho protein signal transduction; phospholipase C-activating G protein-coupled receptor signaling pathway. The transcript has a single exon. Bases 1 to 924 code for a protein of 307 amino acids. Gene Ontology annotation, molecular function: G protein-coupled receptor activity.